CGUGUUGCUGAGGCUCGCCAGCAGGGGUCGCUGAUGCUCUGCUCAGUCAGCCAAGCGGCGAAGAAGGCGCUCCUCCACGGGCGGCUUAGGCUAAAUGGACUGACAAACGUCUCGUUUUGACGAGGGAUGUCAAUCAGAUGUGGUUGCCAUGGAAACAGAUAAGAUACCCAAAUUCGCCUCCAAGGACGAGGAAAUCAACUUUUGGAAAGCUCUCUACCUCAAGUACAAGACAAACUGCCAGGAGGCUCGCGAGGAGCUGCUGGAGUUCCAGGAGGGGAGCAGGGAGCUGGAGGCUGAGUUGGAGGCUCAGCUGGGCCAGGCCGAGCACCGCCUGAAGGACCUGCAGUCUGAGAACCAGAGGCUGAGGAGCGAGGUGGAAACACUCAAGGAGAGGCUGGAGCAUCAGUACUCUCAGACCUACAAGCAGAUCUCCCUGCUGGAGGACGACCUGGGCCAGACGCGCAGCAUCAAGGAGCAGCUCCACAAAUACGUCCGAGAGCUGGAACAGUCCAACGACGACUUGGAACGAGCCAAAAGGGCGACCAUUGUGUCCCUGGAGAACUUCGAGCAGCGUCUGAACCAGGCCAUCGAGAGGAACGCCUUCCUGGAGAGCGAGCUGGACGAGAAGGAGUCGCUGCUGGUGUCCGUUCAGCGUCUGAAAGACGAAGCCAGAGACCUGCGUCAGGAGUUGGCCGUGCGUGAGAGGCAGGCAGACGGGAGCAGGACGUCCGCUCCGGGUUCGCCCACGCAUGACGACAUCAAGAUGGACUCGGCCGCGCAGGCGUCGCUCUCCGCCGCCGUCGCACCUCUGAGCAAAGGUCUAGACGGCGCCCUCCUCGCCAAGGCCACAGGUCUGCCCACCGUCUACGGCACCAACUCGCCACUGACUCCCUCAGCGCGGAUAUCGGCGCUCAACAUCGUCAGUGAUCUGCUGAGGAAAGUCGGGGUGCUGGAGUCCAAACUGGCGGCGUGCAGGAACCUGGCCAAGGACCAGAAGGCCAGGAGGGCCUACCCUCUGGACAACGGCAACAUCCUCAACGCAAACACAAGCACGGGAGCCCACAUCUCCUACCGGGACAAAGCCCUGGAGCCAGGGACCCUCACAGCCGUCACGGCCACACCUGGCACAUCCACGACCGGUUUGGUGCCCCUCGCCGUUUGACCCUCACACCACGCCCACCCGUAAGCCUGCGGCGCCGCCGCCGCCCCUCUUCUGCAGUCGCGGCGACGUCAUGUGACUUGUCAAGCUAUACACGACUAUUAUGCAACUCAACCACUCACUCAGCAAUAAGUUCAAGGGUCAAAGCGAGUGUCAACGUGCACAUCGAACAAAAUGUCCCAAGUGGUCUCUGAAGAUGUCCUAAAUGAUUGCGUCCUGGUUAUUGAUGUUUUGUCCACGUCCGCCACGUUUAAACGGCGCUGUGUGUUUUUAUUUCAUGUGCUUUCUGACAAAAGGCAGUCAGAGUGUGUGUGCCAUUGGACCGGUGGUCAUAUUGAUCGUUUACAUUCCAGUUGAAGACGGCAAACGGAAGUCAGAUCAUCAGAUUUGGAAUCCGGUUGGGUUUGCACUUUCUUUUAAUUUAUUCAUGUGCAAUAUCACCCGUGUGUGGUUGUUCUUUGUAUAUUUAAUGACUGAUAUUUAAAUAAAUGUUUCAAUUUAAAAAAAAAAAACAAAGUCUGACUGGCAGCAGUUAGCUCCACCCACCUUCAGGAUGUUAACCUGUUGACGUCAGAGCAGUUCCGGACACUUUGUCCAACACUGCCCCCUUGUAGUCAGGCUUGGAACUACAUUGCUCCGCCAUACAACUGUCACUGUGCUCACCAAUGCCCUCUUGUG
Messenger RNA from Doryrhamphus excisus (bluestripe pipefish), 1837 nucleotides. RefSeq names its product nuclear distribution protein nudE-like 1-B. Gene Ontology annotation, biological process: establishment of mitotic spindle orientation; cell migration; microtubule nucleation. Gene Ontology annotation, molecular function: microtubule binding. NCBI's taxonomy places the organism in Eukaryota, Metazoa, Chordata, Actinopteri, Syngnathiformes, Syngnathidae. Gene Ontology annotation, cellular component: kinesin complex; centrosome; kinetochore. The record is from RefSeq and is a predicted model, not a curated record.